This is a messenger RNA of Amorphotheca resinae ATCC 22711, 3093 nucleotides long. RefSeq names its product glycoside hydrolase family 65 protein. The transcript is spliced from 3 exons. Lineage: Eukaryota; Fungi; Ascomycota; Leotiomycetes; Helotiales; Amorphothecaceae. Gene Ontology annotation, molecular function: alpha,alpha-trehalase activity; carbohydrate binding. Gene Ontology annotation, cellular component: fungal-type cell wall. The record is from RefSeq and is a predicted model, not a curated record. Gene Ontology annotation, biological process: trehalose catabolic process. The coding region runs from base 1 to 3093 and encodes 1030 amino acids.
AUGGAUUUCAACGUCCUGGCGAAGCGUAGCUUGAGCUCGUGGGACGAUGACAAGUUGACGCUCACGAGUGAGAUGUUCCUCCCGGGUCAGUUUCAGGCCAGGGUGCCGAUUGCAAAUGGAUAUAUUGGUGCGGCUGUUUCAGCAGCCGGGCCAUUUUAUGAGAAAGACGUGAACCAGACCAACCAUGCUGGUCCCGAAUCUGAGGUAACUGAGGGCUGGCCGCUGUUUGACAGUAGACAGACUUUCUCGACCGUCUCUGGAUUUUAUGAUUGCCAGCCCACCACACCCGGCGUCAAUUACCCGGAGCUUCAGAAAUAUGGCUGUGAGAGUGUCAUCUCCGGAACGCCAUACCCUCUCUCGCUCCAUCUAGUCGUUGGAAAUCACGUCCUGAAUUCAACUGUGGAUCCGGCCUCUAUUCACAAUUACAAACAGAUUUUGAGAUUCCGAGAUGGUCUCACGCAGUGGAGGUUUACCUGGUCCCCCAGCAAAAGCAACAUGUCUUUUGAUAUUGCGUUCGACUCUUUCAUGAGUAGAGCAAGGCCAAACGUGGCUGCGACGCAGCUUCGGGUUACGCCACGCGGGGGAAACCACAAAGCUAUUAUCGUCGACUUGCUGGAUGGUCGAAGCGCGAAGAGAUCCUUCUUGGGACAGAAGGGCAUGUCUCCCAAUUCUACUUCUAUUUACGUAUCAAACCAUCCUGACGGACUUCCUAAUGUCGAGGCAUGGACAGUUUCUACAACUAACGUAGCCAAUCGCUAUACCAACAAGACAUCCAGAAGAAGGGCAGUAUUUUAUGGGAAUGGUAGCAGUAUGACUAUCGGACAGCAAUGGGAUGCUCGACUGAUCAAUGGCGAGACCGCUACGUUUCAGAAGUUCGUCGGCAUCGCUUCUACCGAUAAGUUUGAAGAUGCUGCGUUCACGGCUAGGUCAGCAUCCAAUCAAGCAAUGAAAGAUGGAUGGGAUACGCUCAUCUCAGAGCAUAUCCAAGCCUGGAAUGAGCUCAUGCAACGGAGCCUCAUAACUGGCUAUAGGAAUCCCGCAACCGGGAAACUUCCAGCAGGCGAUUCAAUCAUAGAGAAAUUCCAAAUCGCAGCCGUUGCAGACCGUUAUUAUCUCAUCCAAAACCUCCUACCGGAAAACGGCUUGGAUCUGAAUGAUAAUGGACUCAGCGUGAGUGGUCUCUCAUCAGAUGCUUACGGCGGCAUGCUCUUCUGGGAUCAAGAUAUGUGGAUGUAUCCCGCAGUCGCAAUCACCGAUCCACAAUACGCACGCCAGGUGCUCAAAUCACGCCUGAAGCACUUCUCCCAGGCAAAGUUGAACGCUCAAAUGCCCUAUGUCCAAGAAACGUACAAGUUCAACGACAAGUCGGCGUUGUAUCCUUGGACAAGUGGAAGAUUCGGAAAUGCGACUGCCACCGGCCCAGUCCUGGAUUAUGAAUACCAUCUCAAUGCAGAUAUUGCGAUUUCUAUGUUCCAGUACCUCGCAAUCACGGGAGAUGAGCUGUACUUUAGGAACGAACUCUGGCCGGUUGUAGAAAGCAUUGGGCAUACAAUUGCGACACUCCUAGUCAGAGAUGGGGAUUUAUGGUCUAUCAGGAACAUGACUGACCCUGAUGAGUAUGCGAACCAGGUUGACAACGGAGCCUUCACACUUGCUUCUAUGUCCCAAGUGAUGCAUGAUAUAAUCAGGUACCAGACCAUGCACAAUAUGGAAGUCAAUAAAACUUGGGACGAAAUGGCGAGUAACGUCAACAUCCCUCGAGCAGCUUCUGGAAUCACCAAAGAAUUCGAGGCCAUGCAGAACGAUGUCACGGUCAAACAAGCUGAUGUAUCACUGUUGGUUUACCCACUGGCCUGGCGCAAAAACUACACUCUUGCGGACAAGAUGAGAGACCUGGCGUACUAUUCGCAGAAACAGACUCCCGAUGGACCAGCCAUGACCUACGCCAUUGCAGCAAUCGGGGAAAACCUGGUCGCGUCGACGGGCUGUGCGGCUUUUAUAUACGACCUGCAGGCCAGGUUCUCCAACUAUCGAGCGCCGUGGUUCCAGAUGUCGGAGCAAGCCAACGAUGACAAGAACGCCAACGGUGGAGUGCCGCCCGCAUUCCCCUUCCUGACGGGCCACGGAGGAGCAUCUCAGAUCCCGCCUUUCGGAUAUCUAGGCCUGGAUCUCACGCACAAGAACCUCACCAUCCAGCCCAGCCUCCCAUAUCCGUUCCAGCAUCUGCAGAUCGGGGAAUUUCACUACGGCGGCGCCACUCUCACAGCGUCCAUGAACUCCACGCACACGAACGUGACGCGAUUCCCCAGCGACCCCAGCAAAGGCCUCGUCGACCGCUACCUCCCCAACCCCAUGCCCCUGAUCGUCGGGUCCGCCUACGGCCGCGUGCCUCCACGGCUCUACACCAUCGGCAUCGACGAAACUAUCACCGUCGCCAACGACAUGUACUGGCAAGGCGCCACCACGGCCAACAACAUCCUGCAAUGCCUCCCGGCCUCGUCCCCCGCCGACAUCGUGCCCGGCCAGUACCCCGCCGCUGCCACCGACGGCAACGCAGGCACCCGCUGGCAGCCCCUGACGCGGCACCCCGCCAUCCUCACCGUCGACACGUCCUCCGUGCCUUUUCAACCCAUCCAGCAGAUAAAUCUCAACUGGGGAGAUCGCCCACCAUAUCGGGCUCGCGUCGCCUUCACCAAUCACACCUUCACCUUCACCACCACCAACCACACCCCCUCCUCCACCACCAUCCUCGAUUCCAGCGCCCAAAUCUUCGAUAUCUCAACAGAUCUACUAACUGCUAGUCCUCGCGAAGUGCCACUUCUAGACGUCGUCCCGUAUGUAGGAAAUCGGACGGAACACGUCUUUAGAAAAGAGAAUGAUGAUGAUGAUGUGUGGACGGGCAAAUAUGCGAUUCUAGAGAUUGAGGGGUGUAGAGGCUGUGGAGUGCUGCAGAGCGUGGAGGAUGAGCUGGGGAGGUUGAGGAUAAUGGAGGAUGAUGAUUUGGGGGCUACGGUGGGGGAGUUUGAGGUUAUUGGGAGGGGAGGGGAGGAGGGGUUGGGGGGUGAAGGGGGGAGAGGAUGGCAGAAAAGCUAG